CCAACUGCUGCUAGUCUCCGAAAUCCAUUUAUUCUCAACUGGUGAAUCGGGUGACGGAGUGUGUAGAAUACGUGUUUGUAACUUCUAGACGAGCGCACGAUUUUAUGUUAAGUGAUAAUACAUAUUGUAUCGGUUAAAGAGACUGAGUGUAGUGAUUGGUGUGAAGUUCGCGGUUGGUUUAGUAUUGUUUCUGCUCAACCGCCGGUCAGCAUUAUCGCAAUUCCAUUACUAACAAACGCUGCGGAAGGUUUGUGCUGAGGUAUCUGCUGAGAAUAGUUUUUUCACAUUGUUAGGAAAAGCUAUUCCACAGUUCUCGGCAUUAUUGUUUAAUUUCAGAAUUAAACAAGGUGAAAUAAUUUCCUUGUUAAAAAUGGCUGCAACAACGUUCGAAAUGGACGGAAGUGUAAUGGAGGGGGGGGGUCAGAUAUUGAGAGUGUCCGCUGCACUGAGUUGCAUCCAUGGCGCCUCUAUCAGAAUAAACAAAAUCCGAGCAGGUAGAAGUACACCAGGAUUAAGGCCUCAGCAUCUGUCAGGGUUGGAGCUGCUGAGGGACAUGAGUGGGGGAAAUCUGGAGGGUGCCAUCGUCGGAUCUACAGAAAUCACACUGACCCCUGGCAAAAUUAAGGGUGGGAAUCACAUUGCAGACACCCAGACUGCGGGGAGCGUGGGAUUGCUGAUGCAGGUGUCCCUGCCAUGUGCACUGUUUUCUGACGGCCCCUCUGAGCUCUGUCUGAAGGGUGGCACGAAUGCAGAGAUGGCUCCCCAGAUUGACUACACCAUGAAGGUGUUCAAGCCCAUUGUGGAGAAAUUCGGAGUGCAUUUUGACUGUGAUCUCAGAAUGAGAGGGUACUAUCCCAAAGGUGGAGGUGAGGUGGUGGUGAAAGCCAACCCCGUUAAGGAGCUGAGUCCCAUCAGCAUGACAGAGAGGGGAAACAUCACCAAGAUCUAUGGCAGGGCCUUUGUGGCAGGCGUGCUGCCGUUCAAGCUUGCGAAGGACAUGUCGACAGCAGCCGUGCGGACCAUCAGGAAGGAGAUCAAGGACUUGUACAUCAACAUCCAGGCCUUGCAGGAAAAGGACAAAGCCUGCGGCAAUGGCAAUGGAAUCAUUAUUAUUGCAGAGUCUUCCACUGGCUGCAUAUUUGCUGGCUCCUCCUUAGGCAAGAAAGGGGUGUAUGCAGACAAGGUCGGGAUGGAGGCUGCCGAGAUGCUACUAAGGAACAUCAGACACAAUGGCUGUGUGGACGAGUUCCUACAGGACCAGCUCAUCAUCUUUAUGGCACUGGCAAAGGGCACAUCUAGAAUCCGGACCGGACCCCUCACCCUGCACACGCAGACUGCCAUCCAUGUGGCUGAGCAGCUCACCAAGGCCAAGUUUGUAGUGACCAAGGCAGAGGACGAACUCUCCAACAGCGACACCUUCAUCAUUGAGUGCCAGGGAGCAGGUGUCACCAACCCCAACUUCUAGCCAUCCCUUACCCCACCCGUCGGCCUUGCCUUCCGCUGUCACAGAACGGGGUCACCUGAGCGCCUCUGAUGACAGAAGGACUGUAGCAGAAACACUACUGUGAUGUAACUGGUUUGUAAACUCAAGCUGGAAGAGUGAAGAGCAAAGGACAUGCAGCUGCAUUAAUUCCGGGCUUUUUUUUUCUCCCUCUCCCCCGUAUUAUUUGAACAAAUGCCUUGAAAGCCAGCCAUCCAAAACCCCCAACGGCUUGCGUUAAUUACCGUUACCCUCUUAGCUUGUGUUACUCAGGGUAUUGCCUUAUGCUGUAAUAAAACUAUUCUUUGAAUUUCACUGUGAACUGUUUGUUCUACUACAGCACCUCACCGUAAAGUGGGAACAGUAGCCAUAAUCGGAGAUCUGGGAAUUUUUUUAUUUUUUUUGGAAAUGGCCACCUCUUUCAUUCAUUUGUCACAAGACCCCCGUUGAAUCAGCAAAACUCC
Messenger RNA from Megalops cyprinoides (Indo-Pacific tarpon), 1944 nucleotides. RefSeq names its product RNA 3'-terminal phosphate cyclase (gene rtca). NCBI's taxonomy places the organism in Eukaryota, Metazoa, Chordata, Actinopteri, Elopiformes, Megalopidae. The transcript is spliced from 11 exons. Gene Ontology annotation, molecular function: RNA-3'-phosphate cyclase activity. Bases 371 to 1465 code for a protein of 364 amino acids. Gene Ontology annotation, cellular component: nucleus. The record is from RefSeq and is a predicted model, not a curated record. Gene Ontology annotation, biological process: RNA processing.